UUUCAGCUUUAGUGUUUCUUACUCUCUCAUUUCCAUUUUAGCUAUGACUUUAUGCAUUAAAAAUGGCUUUCUUGCAGCUGCCCUUGUACUUGUUGCGCUGUUAAUUUGCAGUAUCCAAAAGAUAGGGGCACAAUCUAUUGGAGUAUGCUUUGGAAAACUUGCAAGCAAUUUACCAUCAGACCAAGAUGUUAUAAACCUAUACAAUGCUAAUGGCAUCAGAAAGAUGAGAAUCUACAAUCCAGAUACAAAUGUCUUCAACGCUCUCAGAGGAAGUAACAUUGAGAUCAUUCUCGACGUCCCAAAUCAAGAUCUUCAAUCCCUAACUGAUUCUUCAAGAGCUAAUGGAUGGGUCCAAGAUAACAUAAUAAAUCAUUUUCCAGAUGUUAAAUUUAAAUAUAUAGCUGUUGGAAAUGAAGUCUCUCCCGGAAAUAAUGGUCAAUAUGCACCAUUUGUUGCUCCUGCCAUGCAAAAUGUGUACAAUGCAUUAGCAGCAGCAGGGUUGCAAGAUCAAAUCAAGGUCUCAACUGCAACAUAUUCAGGGCUCUUAGCAAACACCUACCCACCCAAAGAUAGUAUUUUUCGAGGAGAAUUUAAUAGUUUCAUUAAUCCCAUAAUCCAAUUUCUAGCACGAAAUAACCUUCCACUCUUAGCCAAUGUCUAUCCUUAUUUUGGUCACAUUUACAACACUGCUGAUGUCCCACUUUCUUAUGCUUUGUUCACACAACAAGAAGCAAAUCCUGCAGGAUAUCAAAAUCUUUUUGAUGCCCUUUUGGAUUCUAUGUAUUUUGCUGUAGAGAAAGCCGGAGGACUAAAUGUGGAGAUUGUUGUAUCUGAAAGUGGAUGGCCUUCUGAAGGAAGCUCUGCAGCAACUAUUGAAAAUGCUAAAACUUACUAUAAAAAUUUGAUUAAUCAUGUGAAAAGCGGAGCAGGAACUCCAAAGAAACCUGGAAAGACUAUAGAAACUUAUUUAUUUGCCAUGUUUGAUGAAAAUAAUAAGGAAGGAGAUAUCACUGAGAAACACUUUGGACUCUUUUCUCCUGAUCAGAGGGCAAAAUAUGAACUCAAUUUCAAUUAAUUAAUGGUAGUAUAUGUUGAUAUACAUAGUGAUAUAAGGAAUAAGAAGAACUGCUAUGUUUUUCUCUUCAAUAAAAAAUGUAACUCUGGUUUCACUUUGUUAUCUGUAUGUCAUAAUUAUUGAAA
Nicotiana attenuata is the source of this 1200-nucleotide messenger RNA. Its product is annotated as glucan endo-1,3-beta-glucosidase, acidic. Gene Ontology annotation, cellular component: plasma membrane. The record is from RefSeq and is a predicted model, not a curated record. Gene Ontology annotation, biological process: carbohydrate metabolic process. Bases 44 to 1075 code for a protein of 343 amino acids. Gene Ontology annotation, molecular function: hydrolase activity, hydrolyzing O-glycosyl compounds. The transcript is spliced from 2 exons. NCBI's taxonomy places the organism in Eukaryota, Viridiplantae, Streptophyta, Magnoliopsida, Solanales, Solanaceae.